CUCUGUUAAGGGACAGAAAAACGGAGAGGGGAAAAGCAACCGCACGCACGGAAGCAAUGGCGCUAAGAUUCCCCACGCAGCUCGUGACGCGUGGCGCGGUCCACCACAACCACGACCACGCCAAAACCACCACCACCACCGCCGCCACCGGUAGUUCGCUCUCCUGGCGGCGAACUUUAAUACCGGACCCUCUUGUCUCCUCCACCGCACUCCCCAGGAAAUGUCAUGUGCAGUGGACGGUGAAAUGCAGUGCCAGUGGCACUUCACAGGCGAUGAAUUUAGCGCCGGGAACGCCGGUGAGGCCGACCAGCAUACUGGUGGUUGGUGCUACGGGGACACUGGGGAGGCAGAUUGUAAGACGCGCGCUUGAUGAAGGCUACGACGUGAGGUGCCUUGUGAGACCUAGACCUGCGCCGGCUGACUUUCUUCGUGAUUGGGGCGCCACCGUUGUUAAUGCAGAUCUUAGUAAACUGGAGACGAUUCCGGCGACAUUAGUCGGCAUCCAUACCGUCAUCGAUUGCGCCACCGGCCGUCCGGAAGAACCGAUAAAGACGGUAGAUUGGGAAGGAAAAGUUGCUCUCAUACAAUGUGCAAAAGCAAUGGGAAUCCAGAAAUACAUAUUCUAUUCCAUCCACAACUGUGACAAGCACCCUGAAGUUCCAUUAAUGGAGAUCAAGUAUUGCACAGAGAAAUUUCUUCAGGACUCAGGCCUAAAUCACAUCAUUAUCCGUUUAUGUGGUUUCAUGCAAGGUCUUAUUGGGCAAUAUGCAGUACCUAUACUGGAAGAGAAAUCUGUUUGGGGAACAGAUGCUCCAACACGAAUUGCGUAUAUGGACACCCAGGAUAUAGCCCGGUUGACAUUUAUAGGUUUACGCAAUGAGAAUAUCAAUGGGAAGCUUUUAACAUUUGCUGGUCCUCGUGCAUGGACAACCCAAGAGGUGAUCACACUGUGUGAGAGGCUGGCAGGGCAAGAUGCAAAUGUUACUACUGUCCCAGUUUAUAUCUUGAGAUUGACUCGUCAACUGACUCGAUUUUUUGAGUGGACAAAUGAUGUAGCGGAUAGACUGGCAUUUUCAGAGGUUCUUACAAGUGAUACUGUUUUCUCAGUUCCAAUGGCGGAGACAUAUAACCUUCUUGGUGUUGAUUCUAAAGAUAUAGUGACACUGGAAAUGUAUUUGCAAGAUUACUUCACAAACAUUCUAAAGAAAUUGAAGGACCUCAAAGCACAAUCAAAGCAAACCGACAUCUACUUUUGAAAGAGUACCAAGUAAUUGAAUUCCACAACAAUCUUGCAUUCUAUUUUCCAAGGUUAACUGAUUCUUUCAUGUGAGAUGAUCUUGUAUUUGUAGUUGUUAAUGAUUUUGCACUUUUAUUUGACAUGUUUUAUAUGUUAAAGGGAUCUAGAUUCUGAUACUCCCAAAAGAGCCUUGCAAUCAAAAUUCUUAUUGUUAUGUUGUCUUUUUUGAGUUUUUGGAGUUAUGGAGGGAAUCAUUUGGUGUUACUGACAUGUUGAAGAUUGGAGGUGUUGAAGAGUGGAGACCCUACCCUUCAGUUAGGUGUUAAAAAGAUAGAAUGAUGAUUGUUAAGGUGGGUCGCUGUAAACAACCCCA
Molecule: messenger RNA, 1610 nt
Organism: Rubroshorea leprosula
Lineage: Eukaryota; Viridiplantae; Streptophyta; Magnoliopsida; Malvales; Dipterocarpaceae
Source: the annotation of a GenBank genome assembly